Molecule: messenger RNA, 1386 nt
Organism: Pygocentrus nattereri (red-bellied piranha)
Lineage: Eukaryota; Metazoa; Chordata; Actinopteri; Characiformes; Serrasalmidae
Product: endonuclease domain-containing 1 protein-like
Exons: 3
Coding region: 26-892 (288 amino acids)
Molecular function (GO): nucleic acid binding; metal ion binding; hydrolase activity
Source: RefSeq, a predicted model, not a curated record
GUGAAGAUAAAGUGACAGUGGCAGGAUGAAAGGCUGGCUGUACCUGCUGCUGUGCCUCCCACUGGCGCGUCCCGGGGUGGUGCAGGACUUUAACCAUGUGGAGCGGUGUAAAGACUCGCUCUACAUGGGCACCCCGCCAAGGGGCUACCUGAACCACGUGUACAAGAAAAUCUGCCAGCGGCUGCAGGACAGGCCGCGCUACGUGACCCUGUACGACCCCCGCAGGCGCAUGCCCGUCUACUCGGCUUACACCUUCAAAAAAUCCGACGGGGAGAAGAGCGUGGACCAGCCGUGGAUGUACGAACCUCAGCUGGCCUCAGGUCUGGGCAGCAGUAACAUGGAGCCGUUUUCUCCGUCCUCAAGCUCACGGAUGCUGUUGGACUCUCAGGCCACCCUGGAGGACUUUGCGGACGUGGUCCAGUACGAGAGAGGUCAUCUGAACCCUGACCAGCACCAGGCCGACCCGGUGGACAAAGCAGCCACUUACGCCCUCACCAAUGUCGUCCCUCAGAUCAGAGAGUUUAACAUGGGCCCGUGGGCGCAGCACGAAGACCGCAUCCGGCAGCGGCUGAACAACUACUGCCGUGGGACGGCCUACGUAGUGACCGGCACCACCACGGCCGGAAACAUGAUUCGCAGGAACAACAAUGACCGGGUGGGCAUUCCCGAAUACGUGUGGACGGCGUACUGCUGCACCGAUUUCGACCGCAACGCCCCCUACCUGGAGCGCUACCGCUUCCCCACCUUCGGAGCCUACGGCCUGAACGACCGGGUUAACAACGCCGUGGUGGAGGUGCCUCUCAAAACCCUGGAGAAGUUCCUGAAAGGACGCAUGGACGUGGACAAGAACUUCCAGAUAUUCUACAAUGACUGCAUCCCAGAUGAAAUGUAGCUUUAAUCAUCUUCCACUAUCUCUAUUGUCUAUUAUGUUACAUGCAUAUAUUAUAAAUCACCUGCUUGAUAAUAUACGUAAUAUAUGACCUUUGUUUAUUAUAAAUAGUGGUAAUUUCAUAUUUGUAGCUUAUCGCUGCUGUCGGAAGGAAACCUUGUAUCUCCAAAAUGGUCACUUUACAGGAGAAGGAAAAAACCUACUUUACUUUUAAUGCAAGUCAAUGGAACCAGACGUCUUUCCAAGUCAUUUUGGGCCGUUUCUUUUCAGCCGUUCUUCUUGAAAUUUACAAGCAAUGUAAAGAGCAACAGGCAUUUUCAAAUUUUGUCAAAAACUGAAAAAUGACAAAAAUGGAGAAACGAGCUUUUCUUCUGACAGCAGUGACAUGCAAAUCUACUGAACACCAGGAAAAUUAUGUGAUGUUAAUUUUUAAACCUGCCUGCAAACUGAAAGAUUUAAAACUGAUUGGGAAAAUAAACAAACAAACAAACAGAAAA